Molecule: messenger RNA, 828 nt
Organism: Colletotrichum tamarilloi
Lineage: Eukaryota; Fungi; Ascomycota; Sordariomycetes; Glomerellales; Glomerellaceae
Exons: 2
Coding region: 1-828 (275 amino acids)
Source: RefSeq, a predicted model, not a curated record
AUGUGUUUCGUUGACUUAACAACAGAGCACAGCCCCAGGUAUGGGGCCGAACCGAAUGCAGCGUCUUUUACCGACGUCGGUCCCGAUCACAACCCCGACCCUGCCACCAAACCGAGAACCAGCCAUGGGUCUUUCUCGAGGUCCAUCGUGAAAUUGAUUGACAAAGCAGUCGAGCAUGUCCACGUCGGUUGGCUGUCAUGUCGCGACCAAGCUCACUUCAGACAAAGGCUAGAUCAAUUUUGUCCAGGACGGUAUGUUGAUGACAUCCUUUUUCUUGCCAUUCUUCAAUGCGUUUGUGGCACUUCUACACUUCACACCAUAGACCCAUUGCUUGUGCGGUUCUCGGAGCCGUUCUUGCCCUCGGGAGCCUCUGCGUUCGCCAAAGGGUUUGACGGUGUGGUACUGCCAAUCAACGUCAACGCGGCAGAUCAGAUGUCAGAUCACAAUAGAAAUCAUUGGAUACUCGCAAUUGUCAAUUGGAAAACAGAGACAUUCGACGCCUUUGGAAUGCAACCAACUGCUUUUUCUCGAUGGAGCGUAAGGAUCGAUGAAUAUGUCUCGGAACUUCGCGGCGCUGUCGUCCAACUGGACAAAAAUCUCACGAAGCUGGGACCAUACUGGGAGGACUCAUGCUGCGCUUUCCUCUGCGCUUACGCUCUUGAAUGGUACUUGGGUCGAGCACCUCAUCGUCAGGAACGAUGGCCCACGGGUCCUGCCUUGAGAAAGCAUUACCUGCGCAAACUACUCAAUCAAUGGGAGCUGCCCGCCGGCCGUCGUACCAAAGGGCCGCGGCAUUCGGAACUUGAUGGCGGACCAAGCUCUGGAUGA